ACUGGUUAACUUUUAAUAAAUAACGUUUAUUGGACCCCUUUAAAUUUCGUAAUUAUUAGAUUUGGUCUACAACAGAAUUUUGUGUUAAUAAUUCAUAAAUGUUGAUUUUGAAAAUGCGACCACCAGUUUUAGUUGGAUUGAAAAAUGAAGUAAUUGUCUGAGCAAGAUAGCAGAAUUUAGUUUUGCAUAUUUAUUUUCUAUGAUACAUUUUACAACACAUAUCCCUGAUUAUAUUUCCUUGUUCUACCAUGCUUUGUUCUGAUCCAUUUGUAUUUACCAAUUCAUCCUUUAUUCUUGGAAAAAAAAUCUUAAAAAGAAAAAAAAACUAAUGUACCAAAUAUUCAGAUAUAUUGAAAAUAUUGUGAAAACGUGAUACAUAAAAAAAUAGGAUCCAAGAACAAAAAUGAAAAGUUAUAUUUUGAAAGUUUGUAACCGGAAGUGAAGCGUAGACUUCUGGCUCUGACAGGAACUGAGCAGGUUUCGAUGAUCGGCACAAACUGUGUUCUACUUGAUUGUUCACAACAACGGAGGAAGACGGAGCAGCUCUGCCCGAAUAAAGUCCGGUCGAUGCGAUCCGAGGUCCCGUUUUCAGGACAAAGCAGCGGAAACGACCCGAAGCGCGUUCUCAAGCGAGGGACUUCAUCUUCCCCCAACGAGUAGCUGAUAUUUACCGACCUAGCUUUGUCCUUCGCAGUCACAGCUGUAUUGGAUCGCCGUCACAUUAAUACUAAACGUAGUGGAGUAUGGCUCAGCAUGGACAAAAUGUAGCCAGUUCUCAAAAAGCACUCAUGCUGGAGAUGAAAAGUCUCCAAGAGGAGCCCGUAGAAGGAUUCAAGAUAACUUUGGUGGACGAGUCGGACUUGUACAACUGGGAAGUGGCGAUAUUUGGACCCCCAAACACGCACUACGAGGGCGGUUAUUUUAAGGCUCGGAUCAAGUUUCCUGUCGACUAUCCGUAUUCCCCUCCUGCUUUCCGCUUCCUCACCAAAAUGUGGCAUCCCAACAUCUACGAGAACGGGGACGUGUGCAUCUCUAUCCUGCAUCCGCCGGUGGACGACCCGCAGAGCGGAGAACUCCCCUCAGAGAGGUGGAACCCCACGCAGAACGUCAGGACCAUCCUGCUGAGCGUCAUCUCCCUGCUGAACGAACCCAACACCUUUUCUCCGGCCAACGUGGACGCGUCCGUCAUGUACCGCAAGUGGAGGGACAGCAAGGGCAAGGACAGAGAGUACAUCGAGAUUAUCAGGAAGCAGGUUCAGGCCACCAAAGCCGACGCGGACCGGGACGGCGUCAAAGUGCCCGUCACCCUGGACGAGUACUGCGUCCGCACCCGGGUCACCACCACGGACGACGGAUCCAACCUUUUAUACGACGACUACUACGACGACGAGGAGCUGGAGGACGACGACGACGAGGACGAGAACGAGGACUUCUGCUAUGACGAGGACGACUCUGGCACCGAGGACUCCUGACCGGCCCCCCCUCCGAUCCCUGACCAGUUUUUGUUACCAAGCCUCCCUCUUCUGUCUCGGACUGAACUCUUAACUCCUCCCCCUUCUUCUUGAGUCCUCGCUGAGCACGCCCCCUCCAGUCUGAGGCACUGAAAGGAGGAAGAGGGCUUUAGUUUCCACGGUUUGUUUUGUCUUUGUAGAGGUCCCAAACAGAAGUUUGAGCUCUCCUUUUGUU
Molecule: messenger RNA, 1686 nt
Organism: Oryzias melastigma (Indian medaka)
Lineage: Eukaryota; Metazoa; Chordata; Actinopteri; Beloniformes; Adrianichthyidae
Gene: cdc34a
Product: cell division cycle 34 homolog (S. cerevisiae) a
Exons: 6
Coding region: 744-1472 (242 amino acids)
Biological process (GO): protein polyubiquitination; ubiquitin-dependent protein catabolic process
Molecular function (GO): ubiquitin conjugating enzyme activity
Source: RefSeq, a predicted model, not a curated record